This is a messenger RNA of Owenia fusiformis, 1496 nucleotides long. The record is from the annotation of a GenBank genome assembly. Lineage: Eukaryota; Metazoa; Annelida; Polychaeta; Sabellida; Oweniidae.
AUGGCUUCCGCUGACAGUUUUGGAUUUUUAUUGAGACAGGUUUCUCGGGACAUUUCACAACUGAUAUCUUCGACAAAAGACAUUCUAGCAAUUAUAGGUGCUAUUUACGCUGCAAAGAAAACGUUUGAUAUUUCAUAUGGAGCAUACACAUUGUUUAAAAACCAUUUGCGUGGUCAAAUAUCACCCUUGAAUUUGGAAAAAAGUUUUGGAAAAUGGGCUGUUAUAACUGGCUGCACUGCUGGUAUAGGACGUGCAUUCGCAGAAGAACUGGCGAGCCAAGGUAUCAAUAUAAUUCUUAUUAGUAGAAGCAGGACCCGUUUACAACGAGAGGCAAAUAAAUUAGAGCAAGAAUUUGGGGUGGAGACAGAGUGCAUUCCAGUAGACUUCUCCCAGGGUAGGGAUAUAUAUGCAGCACUGGAGACCAAGCUUAAAGGCAGAGAAAUAGGAAUUCUAGUAAACAAUGUAGGAGUAAUGUAUGACUAUCCAAUGAUGUUCACAGAUGUACAAGUUGAAAGACUUUGGCAACUGGUCAAUAUUAACAUUGUUGCAACGACUAUGAUGACACAAAUCAUACUUCCCGGUAUGGUGGAGAGAGGCCGUGGGGCAAUUAUUAAUAUGGCUUCAAGUGCUAGUUUAAAACCUACUCCACAGAUGUCGGUGUAUGCAGCAACCAAGGCGUAUAUUGACUACUUUUCCCGUGCAAUCAAUUAUGAGUACAAAUCUAAAGGCAUUAUAGUUCAGUCUCUCAUGCCAUUCUACGUCGCAACAAGGAUGACAAGGUUUAGCGAUGCACUCUCUAAACCAAGCCUAUUGGUUCCAUCAGCCACUAAAUAUGUCCAGCAUGCCCUUUGUACUCUAAGCUAUUCAACAAGGACUACAGGAUAUUGGCCCCACACUCUUCAGUGGUGGUUCCUCAGCUUAAUUCCAGAGAAUAUCUACAUGUGGGGAGCCAUGCGGGUUCUAAAUGCGCUACGGCGUCAAACACACAAUCGUAUACGCCAUAGAUCAGGCCAGAAAGGCUCCCAGGGUUCCACAGGAUCGAUGUCGGAGUCAGACAGCACCACAAUUGAACCGAGUUCUAGUAUAGGGAGUAUAAGUACAAUAGGACCUUCUGCCUCAUCAUCAUCUGUGUUUUAUAGUGCAACGGAGGACUCGCAAAGUAAUUUAGCUAGUAUGGACAAACCACAUGUUAAAUUUGAUUAGUCUCGUAUGUCUCUUUAAAGUCAUUAUUCUCCAUUUCAUGAUGCAACAAUGCAACAACGUUUAUAGCAACCAUUUAUUGUCAUGGUGGAAUCAUUCUGCAGUUGAAAUCUGUAACAAAUUGUUACACUUUGUAACCAUAUCCAAGUGGUGGGAUUUUGUCACUAACUAAUUACAUAAAUCACACAACUCUGGAAUCCUGGAUAAUAAUGAUAUAUAAUGAGAUUAGCAUGUUCCAUUGCAGUUGGGUUAUCGAAGGAUAAUCAAUUAAAUUAAAAUCCUUAUAUUUGAAAAAU